Messenger RNA from Glycine soja, 1430 nucleotides. Its product is annotated as gibberellin 2-beta-dioxygenase 1-like. The record is from RefSeq and is a predicted model, not a curated record. Gene Ontology annotation, biological process: response to light stimulus; gibberellin catabolic process. Bases 185 to 1168 code for a protein of 327 amino acids. Lineage: Eukaryota; Viridiplantae; Streptophyta; Magnoliopsida; Fabales; Fabaceae. The transcript is spliced from 3 exons.
UCCGUUUUUCUCACAGACUUCCUUUGCUCAAAGCCAAACCAAAUUUUCUCUCUUUCACUUAUUUAUUGACUCCCCAAAAGCUUUUCAAAUAUCUCUGUUCCUCUCUCACGUACCUUCUCCCUAUCUUUCACUCCACUUCUUAACACCACAAAACAGAAUAACGGCCGAGCAAACAACAAGAAAAAUGGUGUUGUUGUCCAAAGCAACAACAGAACAAUACUCCUACAUUAAGAACUGCAUGCCAACCAAAUUUUCCUCAACAAUUCCCAUAGUGGACCUCUCCAAACCUGAUGCAAAGACCCUUAUAGUGAAGGCUUGUGAGGAGUUUGGAUUCUUCAAAGUCAUCAAUCAUGGUGUCUCCAUGGAAGCUAUAUCCGAAUUGGAAUAUGAAGCCUUCAAAUUCUUCUCUAUGUCACUCAAUGAAAAGGAAAAAGUAGGACCUCCCAAUCCAUUUGGGUAUGGUAGCAAGAAAAUUGGACACAAUGGGGACGUUGGUUGGAUUGAGUACCUUCUUCUCAACACCAAUCAAGAACACAACUUCUCUGUUUAUGGCAAAAACCCUGAGAAAUUCAGGUGUCUGUUGAACAGUUACAUGUCUUCUGUGAGGAAGAUGGCAUGUGAGAUUCUUGAGUUGAUGGCAGAAGGGUUGAAGAUUCAGCAAAAGGAUGUGUUUAGCAAGCUUCUAAUGGAUAAACAAAGUGACUCUAUUUUCAGGGUGAAUCAUUACCCUGCUUGUCCUGAAAUGACUCUGAAUGAUCAGAACUUGAUUGGGUUUGGAGAACACACAGACCCACAAAUCAUCUCUCUGUUAAGAUCCAACAACACUUCAGGCCUUCAGAUUUAUCUUAGAGAUGGAAAUUGGAUUUCAGUCCCACCAGAUGACAAAUCCUUUUUUAUUAACGUUGGUGAUUCUCUUCAGGUUAUGACAAAUGGAAGGUUCCGAAGUGUGAGACACAGAGUGUUGGCAAAUGGGUUCAAGUCCAGGCUUUCAAUGAUUUACUUUGGAGGUCCACCUUUGAGUGAGAAAAUAGCACCAUUAUCCUCUCUCAUGAAAGGAAAAGAAAGUCUAUAUAAAGAGUUUACCUGGUUUGAGUACAAAAAAUCAAUCUACGGUUCAAGAUUAUCUAAAAAUAGACUUGAACAUUUUGAAAGAAUUGCAGCUUCGUAAUAUAUAUUCUAGAGAAUUGUUUGAGACACUUGUCAAUACAAAAUGGGAGAUUACAAUAUGUAGUUUGUAUACUAUAAAUGCUUUUUUUUUUUUUUUUUUUACUUUUAAGGUUAUUUAUCAAUCAGAAGGCUUCAUAGACAUGAUAACAUAUGUAUCCAUUUUGUUUAAAUGCUAGUGAAUGACAUCUAAUGUUGUUAUCAAGGGACAUUUGUUAAUGGUCAAAAACUUGACACAAAUUGCAGUAAAGCAUUAUAAGAAUAAA